AUGGUGCCAGGAUAUGCAGAGGUUCCCCUAGAGUUGCUCAUCUAUUUUUUUGCUGACGACAGUAUUCUUUUUGUUGGAGCUAAUGUGCAAGAAUUCUCCGUUAUAGCUGACAUUAUCAGCAAGUAUGAGAGGGCAUCAGGUCAGAAAGUCAAUCUUAGCAAAACUGAUGUAACUUUUAAUAAAAAUGUUAAUACUAUCUGGAGGGAGGAAAUUAUUGAGAUUCUUGGAGUUCAGGAGGUUGAAAAACAUGAGAAAUAUUUGGGCCUCCCAACUACUAUUGGCAGAUCGAAGAAAGUGAUUUUUGCAGGGCUUAAAGAGAGACUAUGGAAAAAGCUUCAAGGGUGGAAGGAGGAGUUGCUAUCAAGGUCGGGAAAGGAAAUACUCAUUAAAGCUAUUUUGGUGGGGCUCCACAGAUACGGGAAGAAAGUUACAUUGGCAGAGAUGGGAUCUUCUUUGUCAGCCGAAAGGAAAGGGUGGGUUAGGAUUUCGUGA
Messenger RNA from Chenopodium quinoa (quinoa), 492 nucleotides. RefSeq lists its product as uncharacterized. Bases 1 to 492 code for a protein of 163 amino acids. The transcript has 2 exons. Lineage: Eukaryota; Viridiplantae; Streptophyta; Magnoliopsida; Caryophyllales; Amaranthaceae. The record is from RefSeq and is a predicted model, not a curated record.